Mizuhopecten yessoensis (Yesso scallop) is the source of this 2928-nucleotide messenger RNA. Its product is annotated as SH2 domain-containing protein 4B-like. The transcript is spliced from 13 exons. Gene Ontology annotation, cellular component: cytoplasm. NCBI's taxonomy places the organism in Eukaryota, Metazoa, Mollusca, Bivalvia, Pectinida, Pectinidae. Bases 357 to 1775 code for a protein of 472 amino acids. The record is from RefSeq and is a predicted model, not a curated record.
CGCCACCUGUCGUGAAAACCACUGCACCCGGGAGCGGAAGUUGAACACCGAAAAACCUGUCGAAAGCACUUGUCUGACAAAAUAUAAGACAGCUGAAGGAAGAAAAAGAAAUAGACCUGGAUGAUGAGGACACAGUUAUACAUGGAAUGCUGAUUCAUCAACGAGUACAACUUAAAUUAGUGCAGCUCAUGUCCAGCCAAACUCACUAGUUGCUUCUACCAUGUAAGGAACAGAUGGUCAAAGGAGGUACCAAUUGGUCAAGGGUCCAAAGGGUCAUAGCUGACAAGUAACAGAUUGGAGAUUGGUCAAGCUGACCACAUAUCUUGAUUGACUGAGUGCUGACACAAACUGCCAAAAUGCUGCAGCAGAUUUUGCAAGACAUGUUCAUAGACCCAGAGCUGCUUGCAGAGCUCUCGGAAGAACAGAAACAAGUCCUUUUUGUUAAAAUGCGUGAGGAGCAAGUACGCAGGUGGACAGAGAGUGAAUUGAAGCUGGAAAUAGAAGAUAAAAAGUGUCCAAGGAAGCGAAAGCCAGGAAGAAAGGGUUUUGUUAAGUUCCUUAAUGGCAGUGACGGUCAUGAAUGGGUAUGGGUGAUGGGAGAUCAUGCAAAAGACAAGAAGAUUGAUGAGAUGUUGGAGGAGGAGGCUAAGAACCAGGCUCUCAGAGAGGCGGAACUGGAAAUGGAAAAAUUAAGCCAACAGGAGGAGUUUGAACUGAAGCAGCGAAUGGAUCGGGGACAGUGUGAGGAAGACGAGGCUAAGAAGAAAUUGGAGGAGGACAUUAGGCGAAAGAAAGAGGAAGCAGAAAUGUAUCAGUCAAUAAAGGAGGCUAGGUUAAUGGCACAGCGUCUCGAGGAGGAGAAAAAGAAGGAGGAACACAAACGUGUUGAAAUCCUGAGGCUAAGGGCUUGCAAGAAAUGUGAAGAUCUCCAACAGUCAUCCUUUGCCCAGGAACGUCGCGUCUCCAUGGAAAAGGUUGAGAAGGCAAAACGUCGCCGUAGUAAUGAACUGUACGUGCGAUGGAAGGAGAUGAGGAGACAGAUAGAACAAACAGCAGAGGAGGAGUCCCAAGAGGUAGAGGAUAACUGGCACCAUAGAGAGAAACAGGCCAAGGAAGCUGAGAAACAGAUGCAGACAUUAGCCAAGCGAGCCCGCGAGGAGCACCAUAACUCCCUACGCAUCAGUUCAAGUGUCAUCAGUGCGGCAUCAGCAUUCGCAGACGGAACAAAACCUCCUCUCCCCCCAAAGCCCAAAUAUCUUACACAAAAUGCCUUGGCUAGUCAGAAUGGAAUAAGUGGCAAUAAAGUGUCGAGAAAGAAGCGAAGUAUGCGACCUAAAAACAAAGAUGACGUCAUCAAGUGGUUCCUGGAGGAGGAAAAGCCACAGGGAGUUGGUAUAGAUCUUAAAACUAAGACUGUGGCUACCUGGUUCCAUGGUGUGAUAUCUCGGGUAGAUGCUGAGCUCAUGUUACAGUCAAAGACACUGGGAGCGUUCCUAGUGCGUGUCAGCGAGCGAGUUUGGGGUUACACGAUAUCGUACCGAGCAGAGGAUCGGUGUAAACACUUCCUCAUAGACACGUCAGAGGCGGGUUACCAGUUCUUUGGUGCUAACCAGGUCCUCCAUGCUUCUCUCCAUGAACUUAUAGAAUUUCACAAAAAUAACCCAAUUACGGUGAUGGGAGGGGAGAAACUACGCCACCCUGUAGGACAGUCCAAGGACCCACCAGAUUACCAAGGCCUGCUGCAGCCCAAAAUUCUGGAGAGUACCUCGCUAUGAUAUAUUCAUAGACUACAUACAUGUACUAGGAUUUUGUUUUGUGAAACUAUACAUAAGCAUAAGCAUAGAUCUUACAACAGUUACGUAUACCUGCUGUUGUCAAGUCUUGGAAACUUACUUUAUUUUUUUGUAUGAUAUGAUUGUAUUUUUUUAUGUGUAUAUUUGACCAUGUUGGAACAGUCUUUUAUCCUUAUGGCUAAUGGAACUGUUAUGGUUUUGAGAAUCAUUUCAAGCUUUUAUACUCAUUAUUUUUUUUUAAUUAAUGAUUCUUCUUGAUCUGAUUUCAUAACAUUUUUUCCGCCUCUAAGCUUGGGACGUUGAUUUAAGCAUUCAUUUGAUAUUUUUUGAAUAGCUGGUUUUGUAUACAUGAAAAUUUUUGCAAUGUUUACUGUAAGCAAACUGAAAAUGAUUUGGACCAGGAAAAAUUAUCUAGUUGUACUAAAAAGUAUUUUUCUUGGUUUUGUAAACACAGAGUGAUGUUUUGCUAUUUAUAUCUAAAACGUAAAAUACUAUGGUUGUUUCGGUUUCACAAAACUAACUAUUAAUCAAAAUAGAAUUUCCCACCCGUUCUAAAUAUAGAAUCUAAAUGUCACUGCUGAUAAGAAAUAAUUAAAUUUAUCCAGAAACACUUAUUAUCUGACUGUGACAUUUAUAGGUUUUAAGUUAUGCAAUAAAAAGAAUUAUCUUCCAAUCUUAAAAUAUAUAUUUUUUAAUUUCUUAUGGGCUAAAAGGAUGCAUGUGUAAUGUGUAUUUUUGUGUAAAUUGCAAUACUGUAGAAAGGGUACUUGUUUUUCAUGAACCUGCCAUUUAUCAUUGAAUAUUUUUGUUGUUACCGGUUCUGUCAUUUUGAAAUUGACCUUUAAAUAUACAACAGAAUUUCACAAGCCAUGUUUCUGUCUAUUACUCUCCACAUAUUGUUGCAGGAAAACACAUAUAUAAAAUCUGGUGAAAAUUGCAGUAGAAUUUGCAUCUGAAAAUGUCUAGAAAGAGAAAAAAUAUUUUUAAGUUUCCUUUGUUUGUACUAGGUGAUACUAACAGAGUAAUUUUUCAACUGGCUGGAAUUUCACUUGAACAACUCCACCAGUGUAAUCAUAUGGGGUAUGGCUUGUGAAAUUCUGAUGAAUAUUACUUAGAAAUAGCCAAAAAGGGAAGC